AAUUAGUACAGUAAAUGAAAGGAUUAGGGGUAGCAUACUAGGAUUAAUUAAUUAAUUAAUUAAUUAAAAAAAUAAUGAUUGUUGAGAAUAAGGCGGAACUGCAGAAGAAGCCGAAGGCCACAAUUCACAUCUCAGUUCUCUCAGCGUCUCUCGAUCUCAGUUCUUCAGACCCAAAUAUGUGGAGGUUCAAACCCUUUAUGCAAAAAGAAACUGCUGGACUUGAGGGUCGCUCCAUUGAUGUUGCCAAUCUCAAACUUCAUGUCAGGAAUGUCAUUGCUGAGGGAGGUUUCUCUUGUGUCUACCUUGCUAGGGAUGUUGUGCAUGCUUCAAAGCACUAUGCUUUGAAGCACAUCAUUUGCAAUGAUGACGAAUCAUUGCAACUCGUUAUCAAUGAGAUCUCUGUCAUGAAAUCACUCAAGGGACAUCCCAAUGUAGUCACACUUCAUGCACAUUCCUUUUUUGACAUGGGAAGGACCAAGGAAGCCCUCCUUGUCAUGGAGUUUUGUGACAAAUCUCUGGUUAACGUCUUGGAGACCAGAGGUUCUGCCUAUUUUGAGGAGAAAGAGGUUCUUUCUAUCUUCAGAGAUGUGUGUAAUGCAGUCUUUGCAAUGCACAGCCAGUCACCUCCUGUCGCCCACAGAGACUUAAAAGCGGAGAAUCUUCUGUUGGGUUCUGAUGGACUAUGGAAGUUGUGUGACUUUGGGAGCACCUCCACCAACCAUAAGCGCUUUGAGAAGCCUGAAGAGAUGGGCAUAGAAGAAGACAAUAUUAGGAAGCAUACUACGCCUGCCUAUAGGGCCCCCGAGAUGUGGGAUCUGUUCCGGAGAGAGCUUAUUAAUGAAAAGGUGGACAUAUGGGCCCUUGGGUGUCUUCUAUUUCGCAUUUGCUAUUUCAAGAAUGCCUUUGAUGGAGAGUCCAAGUUGCAAAUCUUAAAUGGGAACUACCGUAUUCCAGACUUGCCCAAUUAUAGUUCUUCAGUUACCGACCUAAUUAGAGACAUGCUUCAAGCUUCACCAGAUGACAGACCUGACAUCACGCAGGUCUGGUUUCGUGUCAAUGAUCUGUUACCUGUUAAUCUACAGAAGUCAUUACCUGAUAGGCCUCCUGAAAUGCUGUCUACUGAAGGUCUCCCAAGGCCUGCAAACAGGUCUCCUCAGAUGCCUCAUAGAAGUCCACCACCUCCACCUUCUUCUGUGGAAUCAUCCAGAAAUGCACUACAGCAGGCUACAAGGGCAAGUGCAGGACAACUAGGUGCCUUCUGGUCCACUCAGCAUGCAAAGGAGUCACUUGUUGGUGAAGACAAGAGCAAACCUAAAUUUGAUGAAGAUCCAACGAACUAUAGCUCAUUGAAACAUGACAGGAAUCGACCCGAGAAUCAUCCACUACCCAAAAACACUAGUCCUGUUAGAGAGGAUAGCAUACAAAGCCAUUCUAUACAAAGAAAUAUGGUUGGUAAAUCAAAUAAACCUGAACUUGGAGCUUCCAAAGAUUUUGAAAUAGCAUUUUUUCAGGAUAAGGAUAUUGGGACUGAUAGGCCAAAAUCGUCAAAACCUGAGAGCACUGCUGCAUUCCAAGACGAGGCAUUCAACACUUUUGUUGCUGAAUUUGACAACAAUAAGCUUGGUUCUGGAAUUGGCAAUAGCAAGCUUGGCAGGGAAGAAGCAUUAGAGGCUGAAAUAGAGAGUCUGAAAGGACAGCUGAAGCAAGCCAACUUGGAGAAGGCUGAAAUGACUUCUAAAUUUGAGAAGUUGUCUGCAAUUUGCCGAUCACAGAGACAGGAAAUACAGGAGCUCAAGCAAGCUCUUGUUGCUAGAACUCCAUCACCAAAUAAAGAUGCUUCAAGAAAUCAGAACUCUCCUGGAAUUCACGCAGCUGCGAGUCCGCAAGAGAAAUCUGAGUGGGCUAGUCCUAGCUUAGAAACAAAGCCAUGGCAAGCUUUUGCUGAGGAUCCGAAUCAGCAACAGCAGCAGCAGCAGCAGCUUUUCUCUAAGGGUAAUAUCCAAUCAGUAAGAACCAGAAAUGGUCAGUCAAAGAAGCAAUCUGGUCAAGCACCACCAUCUGGCUUCGACACGUGGGGUUUUGGAACGGAGAGUUUCUCAGCUGCACCUGCUGCUGGUCCUCAAACAUCGAGGCCUGUAAGUGAAGGAAAUAGUGGGGGAUCAAAGAUGGUGGAGAAUAAGGCAACUUGUCAACCUGCUGGGUGGGCUGGUUUCUGAUGGAUCUGAUUUGAUAUUGGAUGUUGGUUUUGGGUAUUGGUUCUCUGACGGGUAUAUCUUGUUUCCUUUACAAUUGUGGUUGGAUAAAGAAAGGUCAAAAUCUAUGGCUUGCAGUAUUGUUGCAUGCUGUGCUAGCAUAUCCCUUUUUUUUUUUUUUCUUUUUUGGGUGCAAUGGAAUAUGUGCACUUUUUAUCUGGACCAAGCAGCAAAUUUAUUCAAGUGUCUGUUGUUCCACUUGUAGAUGGCUUAAUUGGUGGUGGUUGGUAAUGGUAUAUUUUGUCAUCAUCUCAGUGGUCGAUGGUAUGAAAGUUGAAAUGGGUUUGUUAGGGGGGGGAGACGCUCCAUGGCAGUUUCUCAUACUUUUGUUUUGAUUUUUGAUCUCAUGUCAUUGAUUUUUGGAGGCGGCAGCUGCUGCUGCUGCUGCUGCUGCUGCUUGCAUCAACAAAUUAGAGAUUUCUUU
Messenger RNA from Rubroshorea leprosula, 2676 nucleotides. Lineage: Eukaryota; Viridiplantae; Streptophyta; Magnoliopsida; Malvales; Dipterocarpaceae. The record is from the annotation of a GenBank genome assembly.